Trematosphaeria pertusa is the source of this 942-nucleotide messenger RNA. RefSeq lists its product as uncharacterized. NCBI's taxonomy places the organism in Eukaryota, Fungi, Ascomycota, Dothideomycetes, Pleosporales, Trematosphaeriaceae. The record is from RefSeq and is a predicted model, not a curated record. The transcript has a single exon. The coding region runs from base 179 to 820 and encodes 213 amino acids.
GAGCAGGGUCACAGUCUUACUACACGAAACAUUCGAAGCUAUCACACUGCUGAGAGCUCUCGCAUCAUGACCCACUGCCGGUCCUGCGCAUCGCGUAUAGCAUCCACGGCUCCGAGCAAUCAUCAUUGGUCUAGCCACCCGCCGAGCGAACGAUCCCAGUAAACCUGGUGGGCCCCGUAUGCCACGUCGUAUAACUACCAUCUCUGAUAUGCUGAGCUUGCCCGCAUCAGUACAGCACGAAUGCCUUGAAUGGAGCAUGCGCCGUGCGGAGAUAUGGACGAGCCUGCAUGCAUCUAGGAGCCAUGGGAAAGAUCGCCGUCCAGUCCCAGUUUUGGUCACCAGCCGUGAAGGUUGGUGUGCUCGUCAGGCUAGUACCACCGACUGCGGUCGCCGUAAAUGUGCUUGGUCUGGAAGCCAGAACUCUCUGAAGUAUGAUUGGCCCACGGGAAGUCACGGUCCUUGGGUUGCUCGAUUCUUCUUCUCAUCCGUCACCUCUUCUCUUAAUACACCUGCCUCUUAUCCGCAAUCAAUGGACCGUUUGGCUGAGAUGGCGAGCAGCGGCCAUGCUGCCAAUGCUGCGCUAAGCUUCCCAUCCUUCGCGGAAAGCAUGCUCAGUGGACCGCAACCGCCCAUGCGUGCCACGUCGACGACGUAUUAUGCGCUUAGGCGCCUACCGGGAUCCGCAAUGCAUCAGUAUGCAAACUACGCUCCACGGCCGAAGCCAAGCGUUACCCGAACCGGCACAUGGACCCACCUGCGGCCCUCCCUUGAUGACGAUUCCAAUGGACUGAUGUUAGCCGCUGGACCGAUAUGCCUUUAAACUGCGCCAUGCAUGCUGCCCGUGGGCGGAAACGCGACAAAUUGACUCAUGGAUCGCUAUCACAAGAUGUAAGAAGUGCCUUACGGCUCACAGCGUCUUAUCCAUCCGUACCAUCGAGCUCG